Pneumocystis murina B123 is the source of this 1422-nucleotide messenger RNA. RefSeq lists its product as hypothetical. Gene Ontology annotation, cellular component: Golgi apparatus. Gene Ontology annotation, molecular function: metal ion binding; GTPase activator activity. Gene Ontology annotation, biological process: endocytosis; intra-Golgi vesicle-mediated transport; endoplasmic reticulum to Golgi vesicle-mediated transport. Bases 1 to 1407 code for a protein of 468 amino acids. The transcript is spliced from 7 exons. NCBI's taxonomy places the organism in Eukaryota, Fungi, Ascomycota, Pneumocystomycetes, Pneumocystales, Pneumocystaceae. The record is from RefSeq and is a predicted model, not a curated record.
AUGAGUAGAUCAAUAAGCAAGGAAAAGGCAGAAUCCAAUACAGAAGUUUUGAAAAUGCUGCUAAAACUACCAGGAAAUAAAUACUGUUCAGAUUGUAAGCGUAAUGAUCAUCCAAGAUGGGCAAGUUGGUCUUUAGGGAUUUUUUUAUGUAUCAGAUGCUCGGGAAUACAUAGAAGUAUGGGUACUCAUAUUAGCAGAGUUAAAUCAGUUGACCUGGAUUCAUGGACAAAUGAGCAACUAGAAAAUAUGAUUCGUUGGGGAAAUGCACGUGCCAAUAAAUAUUGGGAAGCAAAGUUGAUUCCAGGUCAUAUACCAUCAGAAAGUAAGAUUGAUAAUUAUAUAAGAACUAAAUAUGAAACGAAAAGAUGGGUUAUGGAUGGUCCAAUACCAGAUCCGUCUACAUUAGACGAAGGCAACAAUAAUGAAAUAAUUCAUGAUCUUGUUUUAGAUCAUUCUUUAGAGAAAAAGCAAUUUUCAUCUAUAGUACCCAAAAAUACAAAACAAAUAUAUACAAAAGACUAUCAAAUAUUAAAUAAUUUAUUUUCUUUUUCGGAAAAAAAAGAAGUAUCAUUACAUCAUCAAAAUUCACCUUCUCAACAAAAUUCUAUUAAGUCAAAAGAACCCUUAUUUAAAUCGAAUUUAAAGAAUUAUACCAAUAUUUUAGAAUCGCAUGAACCACAUUCAUCGAAAAUCCAUGAUAAAUCCUCAAGAGCCGUCCUUAAAACAUCAAUUCUAUCUCUUUAUUCAACAACAUCCACGUCUCAACCGAAUAUUUUAUCUAAAUCUUCAGUAAAAGAUGCAUGUUUACAUGAAGAUCAACAGACAUCUAAGCAUGAAUCAAAAUUAUCAGAUAGUUUUAAAGACAUUUCCAAAAGCGUUCAAGAACUAAAUAUAUCUGAAGAACAAAAAAUAUCUCAUACUUCUGAAUCUUCACAUCAAUUUUCAAAUCCCGCAGUAUCUUAUUUAUUAAAUACACAAAAAUUUUCUCCUGUUUCUGCAUCUCAUGAUAUCACUGCAACAAAAGACAAUGCAUCAAAAAUAAAUCGAAAACAAAGCUAUUCUAAAGGGAUAUCAUCUAAUAAUAAAAUUUUCGAUACAGAAAGCCUAUGUCUUAAAAGUUUUACAACAGAUGUGUCGAAAAUAGUUCCAAAUCCCGAUAAAGAUCCUUUUUCUAAACAAUGGGACAAUGACUCGUUAACAUUUAAUGCCUUUCAACCGUCUAAUUUUUUUGCCGAUUCUGACACUUUAUCUUUUCAUACUUCUCCAUGGUCAACUGAUGAACCUAAAGAAAUACAACGAAAUUCUACUAAUUCUCAAAAAGAUACACUUCAUAAAGAUGGUAUCCAUGACAAAAGCAUCCUUUUUUAUGACGAUUCAAUCAUUUCUACUACGGAUGUAUGGAAAUAAGAUAUACAAUUCAUA